Protomyces lactucae-debilis is the source of this 2781-nucleotide messenger RNA. RefSeq names its product SNF2 family N-terminal domain-containing protein. Lineage: Eukaryota; Fungi; Ascomycota; Taphrinomycetes; Taphrinales; Protomycetaceae. Gene Ontology annotation, cellular component: nucleus. The record is from RefSeq and is a predicted model, not a curated record. The transcript is spliced from 3 exons. Gene Ontology annotation, molecular function: ATP-dependent chromatin remodeler activity; DNA translocase activity; ATP binding. Bases 10 to 2547 code for a protein of 845 amino acids. Gene Ontology annotation, biological process: double-strand break repair via homologous recombination; reciprocal meiotic recombination.
CAUGAACAGAUGAAUGCACGCAAGCCAUUCAAGGCCCCGAGCUUCGUCAGACCACAGAGUCAGGGACAACAGGUCGCUGCUUCAGUGUCGUCUGAACCACCCUGCAAGAAACUACGCGUCGAGGAAGUCUCCGUCGCGCCGACUCCGAGACCGCGUCAGGCACCACGCGCGCCACUGUUGACCAUCACAAAGGCAACCAAUACGCUUGUACCUGCUGCUACUACAAAUGAAGCUUACUACCUUGUUGUAUGGCGGAAGCCUACACAGAAGAAGCACAAGACUUGGGAUGGUGAUGCCGUGCUCGCUGUCCACGGCGCAACUUGCGUCCUACAAGAUACAUCAGGCAAGGAACUUGCACGAGGAAAAUAUUGUGCUGGUGUAUUAGCUGUUGGAGAUCCACUCGUUGUCGGCGGGAAGGAGUGUGAGGUGGAGAGUCUUCUGUCACGACAAGAGUACUUGUCUGGUAAGCCAUUCCUUGCGACAGCUACUGCGCCUGUUUCUCAGCAAUCAGCACCGAAGCAGCCUUAUGUUAACCCCUUGAAGGGACAUACACCAAAAGUCAUAAGUUCAACAGCGCCACGGCAUGAUCCAAAAGCACCAAAUGCUCUUGUGCUACCAAGAAACAAGGCUAGUCAAGUGGAUGUUGUGGUCGAUCCCUUCAUCUCACAGUUCUUGCGCCCGCAUCAGCGAGAGGGUGUUGCCUUCCUCUAUGCAUGCAUCCUACGCUACAAAGACUACGAUGGCAGUGGUGCCAUUCUCGCUGAUGAAAUGGGGCUUGGUAAGACGCUCCAGACGAUUGCCUUGAUCUGGACGCUCCUCAAGCAAAAUCCCAUCCCCAACCAAGGUCCACUAGCAAAACGUGUUCUCAUCGUUUGUCCAGUCACCUUGAUUGCCAAUUGGAAGCGUGAAUUUCGGAAAUGGCUUGGUGGCGAUCGCAUUGGCGUGUACGUGGUGGACACCAGUGCGAAUCUGAAUGAUUUCUGUCAUGGACACGUCUAUCAAGUCAUGCUUAUUGGCUAUGAGAAGCUGACGUUGUUGCAAAAGACAGAUGCACUCGCACAAGCUCACUUUGAUCUGGUUGUCUGCGACGAGGGACACAAGCUCAAGUCGGCUGGAAGUAAAUCUGCACAGGCGAUUCGCCAACUCAAGACAAAGCGUCGCAUCUUGCUCACUGGUACACCCAUGCAGAAUGACUUGCUCGAGUUCUUUGUCAUGAUUGAUUUUUGCAAUCCGGGGUUACUAGGGACCGCAUCGACUUUCAAGAAAACAUUUGAAGGACCCAUCUUGAAAGCAAGGCAACCAGAGGCAAGUGAACAUGACAAGGAGAAAGGAGCAGCGCGUUCGGCAGAGCUCGCUCGUUUGACGGAACAAUUCAUCUUGCGACGUACUGCCGACAUUUUGUCAAAAUACCUACCAGCAAAGACGGAACUCGUUUUGUUUUGCAAGCCAACGCCGCUUCAGGUACAGCUGCACAAGCAACUUGUUGAAGCACCAGCGACUCUCGAGGGUUGCUUGAAAAGUACCGCUUUGCAACUCAAGUGCAUCACAACGCUCCGCAAGAUUGCCAAUGCACCCUGCCUGCUGGCUGCUGAAUCGGAAGAUAGCUUCAUUCAGUCUGUGCAAUCCCUCGUAACGACGCCACAGGCACGGCAGAGUGGUAAGUUGGCGGUGCUAGAACAGAUGCUGCGAUUGCUACAACCGACUGGUGAGAAGAUUGUCCUCGUCUCGCAAUUCACACAAACGCUCGAUUUGCUACAGGAAUUGCUGGGUCGUCUCAACUUGACAAGUUGUCGACUCGAUGGCAGUACAGCAACCAAGAAACGUCAAGAGAUUGUGGACCGUUUCAAUCGUAGCGAUGCUCGGUCUUGCUUUGCCUUUUUGUUGUCCGCCAAAUCGGGUGGAUGUGGCUUGAACCUGGUUGGCGCUAGUCGACUUGUCUUGUACGACACGGAUUGGAAUCCAAGCGUGGAUCUCCAAGCCAUGGCGCGGAUUCAUCGCGACGGUCAAAAACGACCCGUCUUCAUCUAUCGCCUCCUGCUGGCUGGUACGAUUGAUGAGAAGAUCUACCAACGACAAGUGUCAAAACAAGCACUAGCGGAUGCACUGCUUGACAGUAAAGUCUCUGGUUCGAGCUUUAGUGCUGGUGAAUUGCGUGACUUGUUUACACUACAUGAGGGCGUGGAGAGUGUUGUUCAUGCAGCGUUGCAUUGUGAGUGUGCAGGCGAUGGCACCAUCUUGGACCUUGAGCCACCCACAGACGACGCAUCUACCAAGGAUGAAGCGAAUGAAUUGCCUGGCUGGAUGCGUGCAAGUCAGGUGACUGCUCGACUUGAGCGCGACGAGGCAGAGGCACAACGCACAGCUGCUACAACGAUGCGAGCACUCCGAGCAUUCCAGCAUGUAUCGCCGCAAGUGGCAGCAGGGAUGGAGGGACUUGAAGAUGUCGUUGGAGAUGGCAUUCUGACGAGCAUGCUGCAGACGCCGCGCGAUUUGACAUUUUGCUUCAUCAAGCGACACGGUAGCGAAGUUGCAGAAGGUGCUGAUUAGCGUCGAAACAGUCCCUUGCGCUUUUCCUCCUCAACAACGAGGAACGGAUUGCCGUCGUACUUUGGCUUCCAAAUCCAUUGAUUGCCUGGAAUGGCUUGUGCCUUCUCCUCUGCUCUGCGAUACCAGUAUGCUGCUUUCCGCUUAUCCUUCUUCUUUUGUGCAUCCAUACCAAAGCCAGUCUCAUAGCACCAUGCAGUUUCCGUCAUGGCAUCGAUAUCGCCUAGAUUCGCAGCA